AUGCGCCUCAACGGCUCGGCGCCCGGUCCCCAGGACGCGCCGGGCGCCAAACCCUUCCCGCUGCCGCCCUCCGGGAUGGAGGCGGCGCUCCUAGUCCCCGGCUUCGGCAACAGCACGGGCAACGAGUCCGAGCGCUUGCGAGCGGCGCCCAGCAGCGACCUGGACGUGAACACCGACAUCUACUCCAAGGUGCUGGUGACAGCCGUGUACCUGGCGCUCUUCGCGGUGGGCACGGUGGGCAACUCGGUGACGGCGUUCGCGCUGGGCCGCAAGAAGUCGCUGCAGAGCCUGCAGAGCACCGUGCAUUACCACCUGGGGAGUCUGGCGCUGUCGGACCUGCUCAUCCUGCUGCUGGCCAUGCCCGUGGAGCUGUACAACUUCAUCUGGGUGCACCACCCCUGGGCCUUCGGUGACGCCGGCUGCCGCGGCUACUACUUCCUGCGCGAUGCCUGCACCUAUGCCACGGCCCUCAACGUGGCCAGCCUCAGUGUGGAGCGCUACCUGGCCAUCUGCCACCCCUUCAGGGCCAAGACCCUCAUGUCUCGCAGCCGCACCAAGAAGUUUAUCGGCGCCAUCUGGCUCGCCUCGGGCCUGCUGGCCGUGCCCAUGCCCUUCACCAUGGGCCAGCAGAACCGCAGCGCUGACGGCCAACACCCCGGCGGCCUGGUGUGCACGCCCGUCGUGGGCACCGCCAUGAUCAAGGUCGUCAUCCAGAUUAAUACCUUCAUGUCCUUUGUGUUCCCCAUGGUGGUCAUCUCCAUCCUGAACACCAUCAUCGCCAACAAGCUGACCGUCAUGGUCCGCCAGGCCGCUGAGCAGGGCCAGGUGUGCACGGUUGGGGACCAGCACAGCUCAUUCAGCAUGUCCAUCGAGCCUGGCAGGAUCCAAGCCCUGCAGCAUGGCGUCCGGGUCUUACGGGCCGUGGUCAUCGCCUUCGUGGUCUGCUGGCUGCCCUACCACGUGCGACGGCUCAUGUUCUGCUACAUUUCCGAGAAGCAGUGGACCCCGUUCCUCUACGACGUCUACCACUACUUAUACAUGCUGACCAACGCGCUCUUCUACGCCAGCUCUGCUGUCAACCCCAUCCUCUACAACCUGGUCUCUGCCAGCUUCCGCCAGGCCUUUCUGUCCACACUGGCCUGCCUCUGCCCACUGUGGGGACGCAGGAGGAAGAGGCUGGCCUUCUCGAGGAAGACCAACAGCGUGUCCAGCAACCACACCUUCUCCAGUAACGCCACUCGGGAGACGCUCUAUUAG
This is a messenger RNA of Enhydra lutris kenyoni (northern sea otter), 1257 nucleotides long. RefSeq names its product neurotensin receptor 1. The record is from RefSeq and is a predicted model, not a curated record. NCBI's taxonomy places the organism in Eukaryota, Metazoa, Chordata, Mammalia, Carnivora, Mustelidae. The coding region runs from base 1 to 1257 and encodes 418 amino acids. Gene Ontology annotation, molecular function: G protein-coupled neurotensin receptor activity. The transcript is spliced from 4 exons. Gene Ontology annotation, biological process: neuropeptide signaling pathway. Gene Ontology annotation, cellular component: plasma membrane.